CCGCAUAAUGAGAUAAACUGUAGCUUGUGUAGCAACGACCCAGCCGCUGCAACAACACAUGACAACCCGCACAGACAGCGCGCCACGACACACACAGUGCACGUACACACAGUAAUUCAAUCGUUCGGUCGGUCGGUUUUUGGAGUUUAAAAACCACAUUUCGGUGGAAAUUGUGCUGGAAAAAAUACCAUCAAAAUGAUGAAUACAUCGAUGCCGAACUCCACAUCGUGGAAUAUCAAAAGAAGACGAGAUUUCAGCCAGUUGAAGCCGGGUACAGAACUUCCGGGGUAUCGAGGCUAUAUCGAGCAGUACAAAUACCAUGUCGGCGACACUUAUGGCAAUGCAACAAACAAGUUAUCUGAGAACUGGAGGACAAGACAUUCAGCAAACUCGACCAUCUCACCACAUAACUACUUUGACUCAAAGACGACAUUUGUUGGUACUGGCCUGAGCGGUCCAAACGAUGUGGAAGGGAGCGGAACCAGACGAGAUUUGAAACUUCCUAAAUCAACAGGAGAUAAUAAACUGACGGAGAAGAUGGUCCCUGGUUAUACAGGAUAUAUACCAAGAAUGCCGUUUAAAUUUGGCAAUACCUACAAGGAAGAUUGCGACGUCUGCAUUGAUGACUUCAUGAGGAACACGCAAGAGCAUGACACCAAAGUACACACACUGAGGAAAGCACAGACACAGAUCAAGCAGUUACGACCAAUGGCUGGUGAGGAUACAGUCAUUAAGAGACUCAAUCAGUACAGAGACAGACAUCCAACCUCAAAAAUAAUGCUUGAGGACAAGCGUGAAUCCAGAGAAGCCCCCAUCCCAGGCUACAAGGGGUUCAUCCCGAGACAAGGGGUAUCAGAACUAGGGCUUGGAGCUCGGUACAACACUAUUUGUGAUAAGUCGCUCAAUACCUUCUACGACGAGACAGAAAGACACGCUGGUAACAUCGGAAGGUCUUAUGUCCCUAAGACGACCCUCCCGGAUGACCAGGCCAAGGCUAGCAUCCAACUAACUAGUGAAAACAGGGAUGUCUUAAUGCAGAGAAGGCUUUAUAAGAAUAUCGGAAUGGUCCCUAAAUACACAGGAUACCUGCCACAAAUUCGCUUCCAGUUUGGUCACACCUACGGCGAUACAACACGUUCCCUGCCAGUAUGCUUCCAUGACCAGCCAACCUAUGGUCAACAUAUAUCAACCGUCCAACAAUCCGUUUGAAGAGGUCAUUGGAUCAAAAGUGGGAACAGAUCUAGGUCAGUUGACACAGGGGAGGGUGUAGGAUACGCAAGUAAUGACUGCAGAAGGCCAAAGAUGACUUCCAAGAAGGCGUUUGUAUAUAUUCCUCGAUGGUUGAGAAACUUGUGUAAAUCUGGUUGGAACAUUAAUUUGUGGUUAUACAGAAACUUCAACGAGGGAAGUCUGCUUCAGCCAUUCAAAAAUGCCCAAACACUCUCGUUGUUUUUUAUUAGAGAAUGUCAAACAAAUGUUCACUGCCGCGCUUGGUUUAAAGUUUUAAAACCAUUUUUUUGUAUUAUAUAAAAUUGGCUUGAAAAUGAGUGGUGCUUUGUAGAAACAUAUUUUGAGAAAUAAAGAUAGACACAGAAAACGCCAUUUGAUGCUACAUGUAUGGUGUACCCACCGCUUAACACAAUAAUACACUAGUAUAGAGUACAAACAUAAAAUACUUCAAUUAAAACAGAUUUUUUUUCAACACUUUCUGUGUUUGACAUUAAAUUGUAACUCCAGAAUAACGUUUGCUUUAUCAUACAGUUUUGUUCAGGUUUUUACUCACAAACAUCACCAUUAUAUUCACUUCAACCAAUCUCCCAAAAAA
Molecule: messenger RNA, 1825 nt
Organism: Asterias rubens (European starfish)
Lineage: Eukaryota; Metazoa; Echinodermata; Asteroidea; Forcipulatida; Asteriidae
Product: protein FAM166B-like
Exons: 7
Coding region: 196-1209 (337 amino acids)
Source: RefSeq, a predicted model, not a curated record